Molecule: messenger RNA, 7396 nt
Organism: Lepisosteus oculatus (spotted gar)
Lineage: Eukaryota; Metazoa; Chordata; Actinopteri; Semionotiformes; Lepisosteidae
Gene: osbpl6
Product: oxysterol binding protein-like 6
Cellular component (GO): cytosol; intracellular membrane-bounded organelle; membrane
Molecular function (GO): cholesterol binding
Source: RefSeq, a predicted model, not a curated record
CUCAUUAGCAGAUGCGGAGUCCCUUACUGCAGGGAGGAGCGCUGUCAGGCACCCGGCUAACUGCAUCCAAGAAACGGGCAAACACAGCACUUUCAUUGCUUUUCCUUUUAGGUAUCAGUGAAGCAACGCCAACAAUAAACACGAAAAUGAUUUUAAAAGAGAGCGGUGUCGGGAAGAACUGCUCUUAACGUUAGAAUCCGCCGAAAUCUUCUUACACUAGCCGAAGCUCCAGUCAUCAGUUUCCUACACCUAAAAGACAUGCCAGAGACGGUACAUUUCUGGUGAGGCGAAUGCGAAGGUGGUGCAGAGUUGGGCCUUCAUUAAAAACAGGAUAAUGCCCUUUAAUUUACAACUGGUUUCCUGAGAUUCUAACACCUGAGGGGGGACAGUUCAGACAUCAAUGGCGUAUCAACAGCGUGGCCCCCAGCUUAGGGCCAUGAGCACAGAGGAGAAGACGUCGACCCCUGUCCACAAAACAUCAACACCAACGCAUAAGAGUGCCUCGUCCUCGUCAUCUUCUCAGAGGGACAGCAGACAGGAGGGUGACAGUUGGGAGAUCAUUGAAGGGCUCAAGAUAGGCCAAACGAAUGUCCAGAAACCAGACAAACAUGAAGGUUUCAUGCUGAAAAAGAGAAAAUGGCCACUGAAAGGUUGGCAUAAGCGGUUUUUUGUUUUAGAUAAUGGAAUUUUAAAGUACUCCAAAUCGCCCCUUGAUAUUCAGAAAGGCAAACUGCACGGAAGUAUUGAUGUUGGCUUGUCAGUGAUGUCAAUCAAGAAGAAGGCUCGGAGAAUUGACCUGGACACAGAGGAGCACAUUUACCAUUUGAAGGUCAAAUCGCAGGAGGUUUUUGAUGCCUGGGUGGCGAAGCUCCGACACCAUCGUUUGUAUCGUCAGAAUGAGAUUGUCCGAUCGCCAAGAGAUGCCACCUUUAAUGUGUUCCCUCCUUCCCCAAAUGCAGAAUCUGCUAUGCCAACUGCUGGAGCAGGACUAGAAGGAAAAACGAAGCCAAACACUUUGCCCUGGCAAGCCCAAUCAGUUCCCAGCAGCAGUGCUUUACCAGCUACGUACAGUAAUGGACAGAGCAAAGUGGUAGCCUGGCUACAGGAGUCUGAAGAGAUGGAUAAAUGUGCAGAAGAGCUUGGACACUGCCAAUCGAAUCUUAUAGAACUGAGCAGAUUACUGCAGAGUCUGGAAAUAAUGCAAAGGACUCAGUCAGCCCCCAACUUCACUGACAUGCAGGCUAAUUGUGUAGAUAUAUCAAAGAAAGAAAAGCGUGUGAGCAGAAGAUGGAGAACAAAAAGUGUCAGCAAAGAUGCAAAAAUGCAGCUUCAGGUUUUUCGUUGUUCAUUUCCACACGCAAGAACUGUAAAAGUUCCUAUAAGUGCUUCAAUGUCACCAGUCCGUUUGCACUCUUCCAAUCCCAACCUCUGCGCAGAUCUUGUAGAUUUUCAGACUCCUGUGAGCAGGCUCGCUGAGACAAUUGAGUGUGCCACUGACUACAUCAAACUGCAAGAGGAGUUCUGUCACAUUGCACAGAAAGUCCACUCUCUCCUGAAGUCUGCCUUCAAUACAGUAGCAAUAGAGAAAGAGAAGAUAAAGCAGCUGCUCUCUGAGCAGGAACAGUCAGACCACACAUCCCAGAUUCUGUCCCUCAGAAGGUCUCUAUCACAGGCUUUGACUCAAAAUACAGAGCUUAGAACUCGCCUGAACCGGAUCCAUUCAGAGUCUGUCCUGUCUGACCAGGUGGUCAGUGUAAAUAUCAUCCCUAGUCCUGAUGAGCCCAACGAGCAGAUUCACGUUGGCAUCCCCCUGACACAGCAAGUCUCUAAUGAGAGCAGGCUCUCCAUGUCAGAAUCCGUUUCGGAAUUCUUUGAUGCCCAGGAAGUGCUUUUGUCAGCAAGCUCAUCAGAGAACGAGGCAUCAGACGACGAAUCAUACGUCAGCGAUGUCAGUGACAAUAUUUCCGAGGACAAUGCCAGUGUUACAGAUAACGUUUCCAGGCAAAUGCCCAAUGGAGACCUGGUUGGAGGUUCCUUCCGAAAUGGUAGACGGACAUGCCUCCCUGCCCCUUCCCCAGACACCAGUAACAUCAACCUGUGGAACAUCCUGAGGAACAACAUUGGCAAGGACCUGUCCAAGGUGUCCAUGCCGGUGGAGCUAAACGAGCCCCUCAACACCUUGCAGCACCUAUGCGAGGAGCUGGAAUACACUGAGCUGCUAGACAAGGCUUCUGAGACAGACGACCCAUAUGAGCGCAUGGUCAUAGUUGCUGCCUUUGCAGUCUCGGGAUACGCUUCAACCUACUACAGAGCAGGAAGUAAACCAUUCAAUCCUGUGCUAGGAGAGACCUAUGAAUGUAUAAGGGAAGACAAAGGACUGUGCUUUUUUGCAGAACAGGUGAGCCACCACCCACCAAUAUCGGCUUGCCACUGUGAAUCUAAGAAAUUUACUUUCUGGCAAGAUAUAAGAUGGAAAAAUAAAUUCUGGGGUAAAUCCAUGGAAAUCCUUCCGAUUGGAACCAUGAAUGUGACACUUCCAAAGUAUGGCGAUCACUAUGAAUGGAACAAAGUCACCACCUGCAUACACAAUAUUCUUAGUGGAAGAAGGUGGCUAGAGCAUUAUGGAGAAAUCACAAUAAGAAAUACAAAAAGCAGCUUGUGCAUUUGCAAACUCACGUUUGUUAAGGGGAACUAUUGGAGUUCAAAUGUAAAUGAAGUCCAGGGGUUUGUGAUGGACCAAGAGGGAAAGGUGGUGCACCGACUCUUUGGGAAAUGGCAUGAAGGACUGUACUGUGGUGUUGCACCAUCAGCUAAAUGUAUAUGGAGGACAGGUUCAAUGCCCACCGACUAUGAGUUAUACUAUGGCUUUACAAGGUUUGCUAUUGAACUCAAUGAACUGAGCCCUGAGAUGAAGGAUCUGCUUCCUCCUACAGAUGCCAGAUUUAGGCCUGAUCAGAGAUACCUGGAGGAAGGAAAUGUUGAAGCUGCAGCCACAGAGAAACAAAGGAUUGAGGAGCUGCAGAGAACAAGAAGAAGAUGGCUUGAAGAAAACAAUAUCAAGUAUCAGCCUAGGUUUUUCAAGAAAAUCAUUGAUGCCAAUCGGAGGGAAAAGUGGGUGUCCAACAACACAUACUGGGAACUGAGGAAAGACCCUGGCUUUAGCAAAUUGGAAAACCCUGUUCUUUGGUAACAUUUGGGUAGCUGCGCUCAACAUAUCAUCAUUUUUAACAAAGAAGCUUUUUACCUAUGCACAAAUUUGACCAUUUCCGUUUUUCAGUACAGAAUCAAGCUGGCUUUUUUUGGGGGGGGUAAAAAAUAUCUUUAUUCUGUGACCUUUUGCUUUUGGAGAUGGAUAAUUAGGAGCUGCAACAUCAGAAGGAAACUACCAUUGCCUGUUUGUGUUCUGCUGGGGCAAUGCUUUUCUUACACUACUAUAAAGCCUUUUCCAUCACAGAGUGCUCUAUAAUGACUUGCAGAGACCGGUUUGUGAGAAUGAUAGAAAAUGAAGAUCUAUCAGAUGCUGUUAUAACUUUAAAGAAUGUCUUUGCCUUAAAACGCAGUGAUUGCUUUCAACACACUUCUUAAACAUGGCUAAUUUUAAACUUUAGAUAGAGCCCAGAUGAUUUUAAAGGUCCAAGAUUUAGUUGAUUGUCUAAAUUGGGCUUAGUUACAUAGUUUACUAGAAUGCCAAGCAUGUCAAUAAGAUGUCUUUCAUUGGCUUGAGUUAACUUGAGUUAAAAGUGUACAAUGACAAAUAUGAGCACUAUAAAACUUUUAUUUAUAUUUAUAACACGUCUUAAACCUUUGCUUAUGUUUUUUUUUUUUUAUUUAGGUGAUGGGUACACAACAAAGUCAACAUGUUAGGGGGAUUAUUCAUCAAUGUUUUAGAAACGUGUGAAAGGGAUCUUUUAGUUUUCAUAUAGCUGAAUAUGUGUCACAGUUAUAUUCUCUCUGGGGGCAGUGAAUUGCUUUGUAAAUAUUUUAUACAGUUUUGAAAAAGCAUAAUGGAUAUUGUUUUGGAUUAUAAAUCUAGAAUUACUCUGGAAAAUAUUUUAUGAUGAUUUCAGAAAUGUAGGAUUAUAAAAUAAUAAUAAUUAAUAAGGUGACUAUGUAAUGCUACUUAAGGGUAGAGAGAAAUCUUUAAAAGCACAGUGCAAGUCAGUCCUUGUAGUGCAACAUGUACUGUGAUAUUAAUGCAUGGGCCAAGAUUACAAGUAACUAUUUGAUUUUAGAGUGGUGGGUUUUUAGCAAGUGACGCACUGAAUUUGUGAUCCAGCUGACAGGAACACAUAACCAGUGCUUCCCUUAAAAGGCAAUGACAAAAAUGUUAAUUUUUAAAGAUGUAAAUACAUUCAUAUGAUUUCAUUAACUUUAAAUUCUUUCCGGUGAUCAGAAAUUAUUCCUGCCCAGACGUUUUGGCAGGAUACAGAUUGUCCUUCCCACAGAGCCAGCCUAUUUAAAACUUUGGCACAGUUUCCGAGAUGGAGCAGUAGCUUGGGCUUACCCUUACUGCUUUUUCCCCCUCUAUUUAUAUCUAGAAUAAAAUCCCAAAUUUGGUGCAGCAUAUGUCCUUACAUUUAACCCCUGAUAUCUGUUGUUUUCAGUGGAUUUCUCCUUUUGCAGGCCAGUGGGUAUUAGUUGCUCUUCUUUGCUUUUAUUUCUCUUAGUUUCCAAAGGGGAUCCUGGUACAAUCCGUGUGUUUUUUAUGAGAGCUAACCCUGUUUAUUCAAAAUAAACAGACUGCUUGCUAGUUAAUAAUUCCAUUCAAGGAAGGGAGUUCAACCCCAUAGUUAAUGGAUAGAUUUAUGAGAACAGUCCUCUUCAUGUUACAAAUUGAUCUUGCAGUAAGCAGAGACAUCUACUGACCGGGCAAAAAUGUUUAGUUGCUAAAUUGGAAGCUAGGUUUUAAAAGUAGUAUGAUGCACAUUAUAACUGCAGUAGUGUAAGAUAAUGGUAGUUGUAUAUACUAUUAUUGUACUUUAAAUAAUACUGUUAAUUUAUAUAAUGCCAUUAAUGCUUUUGAAGGGAAUGCAUGAGCAAAUCCAGAAACUUAUUUUUAAGCAAGAAGGCACAGACAGAUAAUCCCUGAACAAUAUGUUUGUGUUAAAGCAAGCCAAAGAAAUGCAUGAUUGUAUUUUGUGUUUAAAAUUACCAAAUGAGUAAUUUCAAAUACCCUGGAGAGUAUAUUGCUGUAAGUUAAUUUACAGUGGAAAAGCGGUACUGUUUAUACAGUAUUUAAAAUAUUUUUGGAACAGACACUGCAUUUCUGGCAAAACAUUUAAGAAUAUUUAAGUUUUAAUAUCCCCUUAACAUAUUUAAACAAGCUGUAGUAUGCGUCAUUUAACUGCUGUGUAUUUAUAAUGAGCUCAGUAAAUGAGUUUUUUUAAUGCUAUUCUGUAUUUAGUUUGCAUAAUUUGAGCUUUUUAUCAAUUCACGUUGACUUAUUCAAUAAGCAGAGUACUUGCUUCUGAAUUCUAAUGAACGUGCAACAUUAGCAUUAAAAGCAGAAAAUCAAACAACAUACUUUAUUAUCAGCAAAAUGACUACAAAGAAGAGUCAGCACAUUCAUUUAUCAACACACUUUUGUUUCUAUCUGUAUAACAAUAUACAGUACAUAUAAUCUACAUUAUAUUUCUUAUACAACAGAUUACUCUGAUAGUCUGGUAAUUAUUUUCCAUAUUUUUCCAUUAAUCUUGCAAUUGGCAUAAUUUAGCACUAGUUUGAUUUUUUCAAUAAAACAUCUCCAUUACUUUAUUAUGAAUAUUAUUUAAAAUACAGUUGUGGCUUUCUCAGUAACAAUUCCACUUGCUGUGCCUUAAAAUUUAAAAAAACACCCCACAUCCACAAACCUCAACAAAUAAUUGAAAAGGAUUCUAUGCGUGGCUCAUUGUGUAUUUGCAUUUCAUCAAAAAAGGGGGUUUUCAUUUUGUUACCUUAACAUUAAGGUUACCUGAACUGUGAUGUUCAAAAUUGAGGUGUUGUUCUGCAAAGUGAGGAAAAUUAUCUAAACUAUUGGCUAUUCCGCAUAGUGCUCUGUAGUACAGCCUUUAGUUAUAAUUGAUUUUGACAAAUACUGUAAUGAACCUGGCUUGUAAUGUUGAGCUUUCUGAAGGAUUUGAUUCCAUCUGAUCAUGAAGAUUUACCUGAAUGCUUUUUUCCUCCAACUAGUAAUGGAAUGUUUUGAGAAAGGAGAGUAGUGUGCUGUCCCACGUUUUGCGUUGGAACAGUCUCAGAUUUGCGUAAAAUAGUAAAUGCAAGGAAUGUAUAGCAUGCAUAUACUGUAUUUAUCCUUUUACUUCACGGAACAUUAAUUUAUCCUCUAAGGGCCCUCAUGACUUCAGUUUUCUUUGUAGAAUGUAUUUGAGAAGGCUUUGUCCAGUAAUUCUUGUUCUCUGCUAUGCUUAUACAAACCAUUACAAAGUGAGUGACUUGUGUAUUGGCACACCACCCUAGAAUGGAAUCAUUUCAGCUUCAUUGGCUGCUGUAUUUCACAUCCAAAAUGCAAAAGGAUUCCUGUGAUUUCUCACCUACAAAUAAAAAAGAACUUCUUGAAGUAUUCUAGCUUCACAAAACAAGGAAAUGCUUUGAGCUGGAUGCUGUAGCGGAUAAAUAGAGCCACUUUCCCGUUGGCAUAGUCUUAAGACUGUUCUCCUUCAAAGGCACAAAAAUUAAUUUACAAGCAGGGGGUGUGUGAACCAAAACAUCCUGGCCUGGAUUGGUCAAAAGUUUAUAAAUGUAAACCAGAUGAAUUAUACAUUUUGCUGUAUCUCAGGCUUAAAUGAUUUUGGAAAUUUCCCAUAUUUUAUAUGGGACUAAAUUUAUGCAAUGAACUACAAUGAGAGGCUUGAAAACAUAGUUUGUGGUCAUUCCAGUUCAAUCACUAAAAUAAUAAUUGAAGACCUAUCAUACUUAGAGUCAUCAUGGUAGUCACCAUUCAUCUGUGAAAAGGUAGGUUUUCCAUAACGUACACAAUAUGUACUUUUUCCCUAAAUGAAUUGCAUUGAAGGCUGACUGGUUUAAAGGCAAAACUCCUGUCUUUUUAACUUCAGGGCAAACCCAUGUUCUGUUCCAGUAGCACAGAGAAAACAUUAAGAGCACUGUGUAAUACCUGUUACAAUGUUUAUUAUAAAUGCAUGUGCAAAUGACAUUAGCCUGCCAAUGAAUGUUGCAAAUGCCUUAUAAAAGGUCAUUUUUGGUACUUUGGAUUAUUCAAGUUUUAAGACUAACAUGUACCUCUUUGGUGCUGUUGGGCGCUCAGCUUACAGUUACUUAAAUCCAAUCUCCAAUGGAUUUUUCUGAAGAAGUGCAAUUGUAUAAUUACAUAUACAUAUCUUCUCAUGAACACUCUGUACACUGCUGCUAAAUAGUGCUUGUUCUAAUAAAAAAAAGAAUACAA